Haplochromis burtoni (Burton's mouthbrooder) is the source of this 2567-nucleotide messenger RNA. Its product is annotated as CD276 antigen. Gene Ontology annotation, cellular component: external side of plasma membrane. NCBI's taxonomy places the organism in Eukaryota, Metazoa, Chordata, Actinopteri, Cichliformes, Cichlidae. Gene Ontology annotation, biological process: cell surface receptor signaling pathway; immune response; cellular response to lipopolysaccharide. The record is from RefSeq and is a predicted model, not a curated record. The transcript is spliced from 6 exons. Bases 309 to 1211 code for a protein of 300 amino acids.
UUUCUGCUCAGUACUCGACAGAGAGGGACUCGUCUCUAAAUGUUUUUCUUAUUGUUUGUAACUCGGAAACUCGGUUUGCCGUUGAUUAGCAGAUGCCUCUUCUGCACGUUAGUGCAGGUGAAGUUACAAACUGUUAAUAUUAAUUAUUGUAAGGCGUGUCUCUGUGCUGACCUUGAACAUUCAGGCGAAGUUUGAUUAGCGUUUUCCUCAUUCUCAGUGCGUUAAUAUGCACUACCUGACAGACCGGCUGGGUGAGUUUGAGAUCCUUCAACAUUAAUGCGCCUGCAAACGGAUAAAACAACAGGAUCAUGGCUGGGAACAACUGCGCAGUGUUUCUGGUGCUCCUGACAUUUACGUGGACUUUAACCGGAGGAGAUACCGAUGUGUCCUGCAUUUUCAUGGAGACCUGCAUGCUGCCAUGCAGCUCUGAGGGAGCCACUGCAGUCAUCAUCCACUGGUUCCAGCAAUCAGCAGGAAACCGUUUUGUUCAUUCAUUCUAUGAAGGCAAAGACCAGCUUGGACUGCAGAACCAGCGCUUCAGAGGCAGGACGUCACUGUUCAGCGACCAGAUCUCCUCAGGAAACGCCUCACUCCUGCUGACAAAGGUGGAGGUUCAGGAUGAAGGGAGAUACAAGUGCUACACCAGCACUGAAAAUGGAGUCAAAGAAUCAUUUAUCAAUUUAAAAAUGGAUGCUCCAGUCCAUGAAGUCGACAUUCAGCGGGAAGGAAACACACUCACCUGUUGCUCAGAGGGGAUCUACCCUGAGCCUGAGCUCACCUGGUCCACCAGUCCUCCCUCCAAUGUGAACAGCAAGUGCAACACCAGGAUGCAGGAGACUGAGCAACACCUGUACAACAUCAAUAGCUCUGUGACACCUUCAGACAGCGAAGCUGAUCUGACCUUCAGCUGCACCAUCAGCACUCGCCGUAGCAAGAGGAGUGUAACUUGGUCCUCCACCUCAUCUAAACAAAGUAAUUCAGGAGCUACUGUAGCAGGGGUGAUUGCAGGCAUUGUGAUUACAGGGGCAGUAGCAGCAGUAGGCUUCGUGCUGUAUAAGCACAGAAAGUCGAUUCUUCAGAGCAACACCAACAAAACACAUGCUGACACUGAACUUAAGGUGGAGCUGAAUAGAAGCUCUGCCACGGAACAUCUGGCAGACCCCAAGCAGACCCCAGCAGCUCUGCUUCAGCCCUGCACUGAACCCUGCUGAGUGUUGGAUCUCUGCUCAGUAAAGCAAAAACUUUCAUAAGUGAAAAACCUGCUGAAAACGACAUUCAAAUGAGUUACUUAGUUACUCAUACGUGCACUGAGGAGCAAGGACACUUUUUUUUAAAUUCUGUUUUCGUCUAUGCUGAUUCUUGGUCAUAACCCAAAUAUUUUGAUAUGCCUCCUUCUGGACCUUUGAUUUUUGGUUGUGCAACACAAAGAAGAAUGUUGCAAAGAAGAAGAGUCUCAGUCACAGAGGCAGCUUUGAUUUGUUUGUCAAAAACUGCUGAUAAACUUGAGUUUAGCUUCUAGCUGGUAGCUUUUCAACAUGUGUUCUUCUACUGUGGAACGAAAAAAUUAUAUUAAGCACUGCAGACAGUUUUAGAUGAUGUGAGAGAUACUUUUUUUUCUUGUUAUUUGUGUUUACAUAUGAUUGAUUUGUUUUAUGCAGUUUAACAUAAAUGUAAAUGUCUGAAACUGACAUCCUGCACAGUGUUUACAGCUACCAACUAUUUUCAGUCCUGAAUGGGCUGAGAUGAGGGACCGUUUAAUUUAAGUGCAGCAGACAUCAUUUCAAACUUCAGAGAUGAUCAAGUUUGCAGCUGUUGUUUGAGUCAUCUGGCAUUUAAUAAACACAGAGGGGAGACCGUCAAGCUGCUGGAAGAACCACGCAGAACAUCUUAAGGUGGAUUUGUACUGUAUUGUAGUAAAAAUACACUGUCACCAGGACAGGAUCUCACCUGCUGUGUCUCGGAGGGCAGCUAAAAAUAAAAGGUGGGUGAGAGAAAGACCUGAGGAGUGUAGAGGAAUUUCUUUUAUUCAUGUAUUAUUUUACUGUAUAAUGCCUUGGUGCCACUGGGUUUUAGUAUGGCUCAAUGUCUCACACAUUCAUGCCAUUAAACAGCCGGGUGAUUGUUGGUGGAAGCAGACAAAUCCACAGGAAGAGUCUUUUUGUCUCUUCAACAACUGUGAGAGGUAGCAAGGGAGUGUGAACCUUUCUUUGGGGGAAAGGCCGAUGGUCUGAAGCAGCCAUGUCCUGCUUUUUGUUCCUGUAGGAGGUAUUUAACCCAGGGCCAUGCUGGGCUCAGGGAGAGACACUGCUGACUGUCUGCCCCAGCGAUGGCUUCUCUCACCAAGCUUGGCUUUUUGAUCUUUUUUUGAUUAAAGGAUGUUAGCUACCACCCACCGUUUGUCUGCAGGCUUUAUUAAAUGGAAACUUCCACAACAGGAGCAGCAACUAGUAACUCGUAGGUUUCUUUGUGUCUUUUCAAAUGCUGCCAUCUCGAAAAUGAAUGUUUUGUGUGUAUGUGUGUAUAUAAUGCAUAAGAAACUUAACUAAAUAAACUACUUGACUAAAAUA